Camelus dromedarius (Arabian camel) is the source of this 1798-nucleotide messenger RNA. RefSeq names its product dystrotelin (gene DYTN). The transcript is spliced from 12 exons. Gene Ontology annotation, molecular function: zinc ion binding. Lineage: Eukaryota; Metazoa; Chordata; Mammalia; Artiodactyla; Camelidae. Gene Ontology annotation, cellular component: plasma membrane. Gene Ontology annotation, biological process: synaptic signaling. The record is from RefSeq and is a predicted model, not a curated record.
AUGGAUCCAGAUAAACAAGGUGCUCUUAAUAGUAUUGAGAAUUCCAUUUAUAGGACAGCCUUCAAAUUAUGAGCAGUGCAAACUCUGUGUCAGUUGGACUUGAUUGACAGUUCUCUGAUUCAGCAUGUCCUACUACGUCAAAGUCUCUGGGAGGCAAGAGAGAGUGCCCUCUCUGUGCAGCAGCUUUUUCAGGCUCUCCAGGAGUUGUUUCAGAGAGUCAGGGUGGAAAAACCAGGACCAGUGCACCCCAGAGCUUCGGAACUCACUCUGAGCCUUCUCACGGCCAUGUAUGACAGCAUGGGAACGGGUUUUCUCAAGUUUGCACCUGCAGCCGCUGCCCUGAUUGCCCUCUCAGGGGACAGCCCUCUUACAAAAUACAGAGCUCUUUUUCAGCUCUAUGCAGAAAGUCACAAGGGAAGUUAUGAUUCUGGGGCACGCAUGACCCGAAGGGUUUUGAGAAACCUACUAACAGAUCUACAACAGAUCCCGACUGUCGUGGGGGAGAGUCGUGCUCUGUGCUCUGUGAAGAGUGCUACACGCAGCUGUUUCCAAGGGGUGCUGAGCUCAGCCAUCAAAGAAGAGAAAUUCCUAUCCUGGUUACAGUCUGAGCCUCCCAUCCUCCUGUAGCUCCCAACCUGCUACCGACUGUCAGCCACUGAAAUGGCCACUCAUCCUGUGCAGUGUAGAAUCUGCAGAAACUUCCCAAUCACAGGACUGAGAUACCGCUGUCUGAAGUGUCUCAACUUUGACAUCUGCCAGGUGUGUUUCGUAUCUGGUCUUCACAGCAAGUCCCACCAGAAGUCUCAUCCUGUGAUUGCGAACUGCAUCCAGAUGUCAGCAAAGGACGACACAAAACUCCUCCCUAGGACCCUCAGAAACAACCUGCUCCAAGGGCGCUGCAGGAGGAAAGAAGCUGCGAGAAGGCAGUGGGUGCUGGACCAGGUAAAUCCAAAGGAUAUGGCUCACCAUGCACAGGCCAGGCUCCUUAAAAAGCAGUUAAAUCGGUACAAAGACAAGCUGCAAGCCGUAUACGCCUGCCAGGAGGAAAAAAGUUGCAGAUUGGAAACAAAGAUUCAUGAACUCACAACCAGCCAGGACAGUCUGUGGACCAAGCUCCAGCUAAUGGGACAGGAGCUACAGGCAAUGUUGCAGCCCCUCCAACCUUCAUCUUUUUCCUGUCAAAAUAUGGUGGCCAAGGGUGACUGUGGAAUAGGUGAAAAAAGGUUUUGGAAGGGAGGAGAUUCUUCCCAGACCAAGGAUGCCACUGAGGGGGAUCCAGAGCAGGAAGCUCUUCCUAAGGCCUUGGCAAUUGACAGAAGUCACCAAAGUCAAGCACGUGCAGGAGAUGCUCUAUCAAAUUCAGAAUCACCAGAGGUCGUUUUGCAGCCAAGGUCAACAGGUCAACAGCAGAGCACCAGGGCACAAAGCCAAGCACAAAAGACCAUGAAGGAACUCUUUAGUUUCUUACCCAGUUCCCAGGAAAGACUGCUGCAGGACACCCCCCAAACUGCCCCUACUGAAAUGAACAGUCCUGUUCUGGCACCUGCAGGAAGGAAACAGACAGUCAGUAUCCAGAAGGCAAAGGAUCAGGUAGAGGAAGAGGAACUGCAAGAAUUGUUGUCAAAACUCAUGGAUGCCUUCACUCUAGAAAUGCCUUCAGGCCCCGAGUCUUCAGCACACACAGACCUGUAUUGUGGAGCUGAGCGAGUGUGCAGGGCCUUCUCUGCCCUGAUUGAUCAGAUCACCUUGCCUAACUUGAAGUGAAAAGGAGUCCAGGAUCAAAGGCCCCUUGGGGUGA